Nothoprocta perdicaria is the source of this 4257-nucleotide messenger RNA. It is a transcript of the gene EPS15L1, whose product is annotated as epidermal growth factor receptor pathway substrate 15 like 1. Lineage: Eukaryota; Metazoa; Chordata; Aves; Tinamiformes; Tinamidae. Gene Ontology annotation, cellular component: cytoplasm; clathrin coat of coated pit; plasma membrane. The record is from RefSeq and is a predicted model, not a curated record. The coding region runs from base 11 to 2860 and encodes 949 amino acids. The transcript has 25 exons. Gene Ontology annotation, biological process: endosomal transport; endocytosis. Gene Ontology annotation, molecular function: calcium ion binding; cadherin binding.
UGGAGAGUUAAUGCUAGAGAUAUUUGGACAGCRUCGCUGGUUUUGUUGCUCUCCUAAGAGAACUCAGGAGGAUUCGGCAAGGAGCACGAAGCUUUCUACUGGGAAUCCAUUAUAUGAAACUUAUUACAAACAGGUAGACCCAGCAUACACAGGGAGAAUUGGAGCAAAUGAAGCUGCACUGUUUCUUAAAAAAUCUGGUCUCUCUGAUAUUAUCCUUGGAAAAAUAUGGGAUUUGGCUGACCCAGAAGGUAAAGGGUACUUGGAUAAACAGGGUUUCUAUGUUGCGUUACGCCUUGUAGCAUGUGCACAGAAUGGCCAUGAUGUUAACCUGAGCAGUCUGAACUUGACUGUGCCACCUCCUAAAUUUCAUGACACUAGCAGUCCCUUACUGAUGACACCCCCUGCAACAGACACUCACUGGGCUGUUAGGGUGGAAGAAAAAGCAAAGUUUGAUGGUAUUUUUGAAAGCCUUUUGCCAGUAAAUGGUUUACUUUCAGGAGACAAAGUAAAACCAGUACUGAUGAAUUCAAAGCUACCUCUUGAUAUCCUAGGAAGGGUCUGGGAUCUCAGUGAUAUUGACAAAGAUGGUCACCUGGACAAAGAUGAAUUUGCUGUGGCAAUGCAUUUGGUUUAUAGAGCUCUGGAGAAAGAGCCAGUUCCUUCCAUAUUGCCCCCUUCUCUCAUACCACCUUCCAAAAGAAAGAAGACACCUGUAUUUCCUGGUGCAGUUCCUGUUCUCCCUGCAAGUCCUCCACCAAAAGACAGUCUACGUUCUACCCCCUCUCACGGUAGUGUGAACAGUCUGAAUAGCACAGGGAGUUUGUCUCCCAAGCACAGCAUCAAACAAGCACAGCCAUCUGUGAACUGGGUAGUACCGUUGUCUGACAAAGUGCGAUACGAUGAUAUUUUCUUAAAAACAGACAUGGACAUGGAUGGCUUUGUGAGUGGCCAAGAAGUGAAGGAUAUAUUUAUGCACUCAGGUCUGUCCCAGAGCCUCCUAGCACAUAUAUGGGCUUUGGCAGACACGAGACAGAUGGGAAAGCUAAGCAAAGAUCAGUUUGCUCUAGCAAUGUAUCUCAUUCAACAGAAGGUCAGUAAAGGGAUUGAUCCUCCACAAGUGUUGUCCCCAGAUAUGAUCCCUCCCACGGAGAGGAACACUCCAAUACAGACUCUCUCAGGUUACUUGACCCCUGUAGGAACAGAAAUUUCAGCACUAACAGAAAUGCGUCGUGAUAGCUCAAGUUCUGUUGGAUCAGGAGAAUUUACGGGAGUGAAGGAACUUGAUGAUAUUAGUCAAGAAAUUGCACAGCUGCAGAGAGAAAAAUAUUCCCUAGAGCAGGAUAUUAGGGAAAAGGAAGAAUCAAUCAGACAGAAGACCAAUGAAGUUCAGGAGCUGCAGAACGAUUUAGACAGGGAGACAAGUAACUUGCAGGAGCUGGAGGCUCAGAAGCAAGAUGCCCAGGACCGCCUGGAUGAGAUGGACCAGCAGAAAGCCAAACUGAAGGAUAUGCUGAGUGACGUAAGGCAGAAGUGCCAGGAAGAAACACAGGUGAUUUCCUCACUAAAAAUGCAGAUUCAAUCUCAGGAAUCAGAUUUGAAAUCGCAAGAAGAUGAUCUUAACAGAGCAAAAGCAGAGCUGAAUCGCCUCCAGCAAGAAGAGACUCAGCUAGAGCAGAGUAUCCAGGCUGGAAAGGUGCAGCUUGAAACAAUAAUUAAAUCUUUAAAAUCAACACAGGAAGAAAUAAAUCAGGCAAGAAGUAAACUUUCACAACUUCAAGAGAGUCAUCAAGAAGUCAAUAAGAGUAUAGAACAAUACAAUGAAGCCCUCAAUGGGAUUCACGGUGGUAGCCUGACAAAUUUAGCAGACAUAAAUGAAGGCCUGGCACAGCCGGAAAGAAGCAAUUAUGGAGCUAUGGAUGAUCCAUUUAAGAAUAAAGCCUUGAUGUUUACCAAUAACACGCAGGAACUCCAUACAGAUCCGUUUCACUCAGAAGAUCCUUUCAAAUCUGAUCCGUUUAAAGGAGCAGACCCCUUCAAAGGCAGUGACCCCUUCCAGCAUGAUCCUUUUGCAGAACAGCCACCUGCUCCAGCAGAUCCAUUUGGAGGUGAUCCAUUUAAGGAAAGUGAUCCAUUUCGUACUUCUGCCCCUGAGGAUUUCUUCAAAAAACAAGGAAAGAGUGACCCGUUUACCUCAGACCCAUUCACAAAACCCCCUGCUUUACCCUCAAAGCCUGACCCUUUUGAAAGCAGUGAUCCUUUUACAUCUUCCAGUAUUUCCUCAAAAGGCCCAGAUCCAUUUGGAACACUAGACCCAUUUGGAAGUGGUGCUUUCAGUAGCAGUGAGGGAUUUGCAGACUUCAGUCAAAUGUCAAAGUCAUCAGCAUCAGAUCCCUUCACCUCCUCUUUUGGAGGAAUGGGAUUCUCAGAUGACCCUUUCAAAAGUAAAUCAGACACACCAGCAUUACCACCGAAGAAAAAUGUCCCUCCACGGCCCAAGCCACCCAGUGGUAAAAGUACUCCUGUAAGCCACCUUGGGUCUUCAGAUUUUCCCAAGCCCCAUGAUCCAUUCCAGCCAUUUGGGGCUGACAGCAGUGACCCGUUUCAAAGUAAAAAGGGGUUUGGGGACCCAUUUAGUGGAAAAGAUCCAUUUGCUCCCUCCUCUUCAAGUAAAACUUCUAAAGACUCUUCCUUGGGGUUUGCAGACUUCAGCUCUUUUGGAAAUGAAGAGCAGCAGCUGGCGUGGGCAAAGCGUGAGAGUGAAAAAACAGAGCAAGAAAGACUAGCUCGGUUGCGGAGACAAGAACAAGAAGACCUUGAGUUGGCUAUUGCACUCAGUAAGGCUGAUAUGCCAAGCUCCUAAAUAGGAGUUCUUUGCCUCUACCCUUCCAAGUGAAACCUUUAAACCCGGCUUUUAUAAAAAUACUAAAUUCUUGGUUUGUAUUGUGAGAAUAAUUCUAGUCACCCUCAACUCUAAGCAAGACUGGCUGGUUAUGUCAAGCUGGGCUCUGUGUGGCUUUUCAAAUGUGUAAUAUACAGGAAACACUGUAUAAGAUGUAUUAUACGUUUUAGGUAAAAUUUACUGCUUGUAAGAAGUUUAACAUAUGAUCCUAAGAUACUGGAAGCCAAGUUUCUUUAUUUUGAAGACCAUGUUGCAUAUAGUAAACUGCAGCUUAUGAAUCUAACUUUUUAUUACCUAAAUUCCAUUGUUUUUUGAGCCUGCAGUAUGCAAUUAAAAGAAAAUAUCAUAAAAAGACAAUAUUUAUAGAGUUAGCUUUCACUUAUCACAUCAAUUGAAUUAGUCAUAGUAGGCUAAUGAAUACAAAUCCAUCUAUGUCAAAAUCUUCAGCAUAAAUUCAUUAUUAGGUGCUCCCUUUUUAAUAAAGAGUUGCAUCUCUUGUGGAAGAAUCUGACAAUUUAUGAUGAAUAUGAACGCUGGGAACUCUAURAAAUACUUUGAAGCCUCUACAAAUAAGGAGUAGUUCUUAUAUCAACUUUUAUUUGCAUUGAGUUUUAAUAAUCAUAUGUGAUGUUGUAAAAGAGGGAGUUAAUCCGGUUAUAGUAAAUUGGACAAGUGAUGACUUUGGCAAUUAAAUCAUUAGGUAAAAUCAUGCUUUGUCUCAUAAGCAAAUACGAUUACAGGACUGUGAUGCAAGAUCAAACAAUUCAAAACUUUGCAAGUUUAAGCUAUACUCAUUGCUGUGUUUUAUUUUACCCUCUUUUACUUCAAGCCCCAGAAACUAGAUCAUAUUUGUGUUAUCCAACUGACUGUGUGAGACUGUCUACCUCUGUUUCUUUAAUUCCACUGGUCUUAUAUUAUGGGGAUACAAAUCAAAAAUAGCUGAAAUAUGGCCAAUUUGAAACAGAUUUCAUUUGCCAAAUACAUGUUCAUGCAUAAGCUAUACUGGUAGACUGGAUUGGCUUUAAAAGGCAGGUUGCAGUAUUAGGUCCAAAUAGGAAGAGAUUUUAAAUGCUGUUCCUGUAGAACUCUACAUAUUCCCUUGGUAAAGAUGAUGCAGAAUGUUUUAUGUGUCAUAUCUAAAACAAGUCCUUAUGAUAAAUUUGUGAAUUACCUACUGAAUUGCUUACUAAAAAUGCCUUUUUUGGUACUUGCAGGAAUUCUAACACUUCAGUUGUCUUUGCCUUGGACUCCUACAUCUAAAUAGAGUAGACACCUAGCACAAAAUUUUCCAUCUGUCUUUAAUGUAUAUCUGCUUUCCUAUCCUUGGUCCUGUAGGAAUACCAACUGGGUAUUUAACA